AGAGUUACCAUAUAUGAAUGGAAGAAGAAGAGACUUUUGCUGUUACCUAGUCUCGAAACUCGCGAGGAAAACAAAGUUGAGAUAAGAUGAAAUAAUUUAUAUACAAUUUGGUUGAAUUAUGGCACCAAAGUCCAGGAUGUAGUCAAUUUGACGCCAGCAGAAAAGGAAAAAACAUAAAUAAAACCAUUGGAAAUUCGAAGCAGACAACAACAAACAAGUUAUCAAGCAUUCAAAAUACACCCAACCGCAAUAACGCAGUGCAAACAGAGUGAAAGUCGGAACGUAAAGCGUGUGACAAAAAUUUCCCUACACCUGCCACCCACUGCUGCUUGUAAUGUUAUCAGUGCUCGAGGCGCGCUAAGAACGCGUACAAAAACAACAACAACAGCAGAACAAAAACAACAAUAGCAACCGUGGGUGCUUAGCGCGCAUAAUAGCAAAUUCUCAAGGACACAUACAGUAAAAAUUAAAUUUGUAAUGCUGUAACAGCAGAGAGAGCAGCAGCAGCAACAUAAAGCGGAAGCGGCGAACGUGCGCACAAUUUCAAAAAGCAAUUAAUGGGGGCCAUGAACCAAGAAGAACAAUUGAGAAACAACGACAACAACAACAAUAUCUGACUAACGGGCUAAGCCCGUCAAGUAUUUAGAGUUUAAUUUGAGCAACUGAGCAAUAAACUAGUCAUAGUUCAUAUGGAAGCGGCCGCAGGUUCCAAGUUUAGCGAUGUGGACGAGUACGGCUUCAAGCGUGGCGAGAAGUUCGACUAUAAGAACUACGGAACGUUUAUGGAUAAUUACUUAAAGACAUUGACGCGGCGACGCAUCAAAUGGGAGGCUAUACUGCAACAGAAUCCAGAUCUCAGCGUGAUCAGUCCAAAGAUAAAGCGAUAUAUACGCAAGGGCAUACCAGGUCCAUAUCGUGCGGAUGUUUGGAUGAAAAUCACUGGCGCCGAUGAGGCAAAGCAACGAAAUCCCAAUCUAUAUCGUAGUUUAUUAAAUAUCGAACAUUUCAAUAAGGAAAUUAGCGAUUCCAUAUCAAUCGAUCUACCUCGUACUUUUCCCGACAAUAUCCAUUUUGAUUCCAAAAAGGCGCGCCUCUUCAAUAUACUCUGCGCCUAUGCACACCAUAAUCGCGAUGUUGGCUAUUGCCAGGGUCUGAAUUAUAUAGCUGGUCUGUUGCUCAUUGUCACGGAUGAUGAAGAGAAGUCCUUCUGGCUGCUAAAGCAUAUCGUUGAGAAAAUCGUUCCCCAGUAUCACUCACAUAACAUGGCCAAUCUGUUGCGUGAUUUGGCCGUGUUUAGGGAGUUGGUCAUAAGGCGUCUGCCAGCUGUUAAUCGACAUGUGGAAGACCUGGGCUUGCCCUACGCGGUGAUAGCUAGCAAAUGGUUCAUUUGCAUAUUUGCGGAGGUUCUGCCUGUGGAAACUGUGCUGCGAAUAUGGGAUUGCGUUUUCGCGGAGGGUUCCAAGAUUGUAUUUCGUGCAGCUCUGGCCAUGUUUAUAACUCACAAGAGGGCCAUACUGGGCUGCGAGGAUAUUGCGGCACUGGCAAAUCUUUUUCGCGACACUAUGAUUCAGGAUAGCAUAGUCACCGACUGCCAUAGCUUUAUUGAGGCCAUGUUUUCGUUGCGUUUGAAACGCAGCGAGCUCGAAAGCUUGCGCAAAGUAGCUGUGCUAAAUGGGAACUAAGCAACUAAUCAACAAAAAAUCGAAGAAAAAAAAAAUAACAAACGAAACAAAAAAAAAAACGGCCCACAAAAAACCAAAACAAAAACAAGAAAGCAAUCGUAAAAUUCAAUUAUUAGAGAUGUAGCUUAAAUGUGUCCAAUGGGUAUUUGUAUGUACCAUUUUAUGUGUAUUUGUGUAUAGCCUCAUUGUAGCCAACCAAUUUUGAGUAUUAUUCGAAGCAAAACUAAAUAUGAUACCAAAGUCAAAUUCCAAUUCGAAAAAUAAACAAAUUUAAUUGCAUGCACACAUUUGUACAAUUUAUGCAUGUACUUGUGUGCGCGUGCAUUAGCAGUAGUUGUAGUUGUUGCCAAAAAAAAAAAUUUAAUUGAUAACGCAUAGAUCUAGAGUAUAUCGCCUGGAUAAACGUCACAUACACAAGUAUCUUUUAUGUAUGACUGUAAAUUUCAUACGCUUACGUUCUUUAUUUUCUUGUUGAUCAAAAAUAUUAGUAUUUAUUUUGUAGUAUAUUACCUUUAUAUGCCGCUGUGUGUGUUUUAGGAAACUUCUAGAUAUACAUGUAUUUUUUAAAAUGCUUUUAAAUUGUUAAACGGCAAAUUGCAAAUGCCUGUUAGUUGAUCGCUAUGUACAAACAAACAAACAAGAAAGAAAUUACCAUAACUAUUUACUAUUA
This is a messenger RNA of Drosophila virilis, 2352 nucleotides long. Its product is annotated as growth hormone-regulated TBC protein 1. The record is from RefSeq and is a predicted model, not a curated record. Lineage: Eukaryota; Metazoa; Arthropoda; Insecta; Diptera; Drosophilidae.